Molecule: messenger RNA, 829 nt
Organism: Dermacentor albipictus
Lineage: Eukaryota; Metazoa; Arthropoda; Arachnida; Ixodida; Ixodidae
Source: RefSeq, a predicted model, not a curated record
CUGUCGUUUUCUGGAGUACGGCUUCUCGGUUGCCGCACGCUACCACACUGGUAACGAGGGUGGGACCAGGAUGACUUGUCACUUGCUUCGAUUGCUGCUGAAGACGACUACCGCAGGGCCGGCGCUGCAAUGGCGAAGUUUUCAUCACAGGAGUUCCAGGACUUCCUCGAUGCCUGUGGCAUCAGGCGCACGUACAGCCCACCAUACCAUCCGGAAUCCAAUGGAGCUGCCGAGAGGAUGGUGCAAACCGUUAGGAGGAGCCUCCGCAAGCAGCUGUUGCACGACAAGGGAGAAAACGGCAGACCGCUGCGGGAGAGGCUGGACGACUUCUUGCUGGCAUAUCGGACAACACCUAGCACAAUAACAGCAUGCAGGAUCAAACUUGGGUGCGGAGGCCCCGAGAAGACACGGCACUGAGGACGUUGUGCGUCAUCGGGAGGCCCCAACCAUGCCCCAGCAGGCGUAUCAUGAAGCGGACACGGCAGCACCUCCCCCAGAGGAUGCAAUAACGCCGGAACCACCACCACCAGACGGGAAGGAAUUGCCACUGCCUGCUCCCCACAAUGACCAUCCUCGGACGCAAGCCGAAGUACCUUCCGACCCUCCACCAGUACUGCACCGAAGUCAGCGUGCCAGGAAACCUCCAGACCGAUAUGGGUCUCACGAUGUCCGCCACUGAAAAUAGUAAUGACGACGACGAUCUUGGGGGGGGGGGAGGAAUGUGAUGACGUAACGCCAAGCGCAUGCCGUGCCACUUCGUCAUCACGGGCACUGAUAUCAGCAGCGGAUAAGUAACCGCUGCCUAUAAAAAGCAUGUGCUAAAGAAUAA